AUGGCCUCACCAGGCAGGAGCCUCAUCAGCCUGCCCCGCUGCCAGGCUCUGUCCGGAGGCAGGGAUGCCAGGACCCUCAGUGCAAGAUUCCAGGAAGCAGAGCCUGCUUCUCAGGGACUGUCGCCAGGAGGUGUGAUUCAGGGCCUCCCCUGCCAGUAUUUCUGCCUAUUGCUGGUGAUCUUCCUCGUGGAGCUGGUGGCGGGGGUCCUGGCCCACGUGUACUACCAGAGGCUGAGUGAUGAACUGAAGCAGCACUUGGCCCAAACUCUGUCUGAGAACUAUGGGCAGCCUGGAGCCACGGAGAUCACCACCUCGGUAGACCGGCUACAGCAGGACUUCAAGUGCUGCGGAAGCAACAGCUCUGCAGACUGGCAGCACAGCGCCUACAUCCUGUCUCGGGAGGCCGAGGGCCGCCGGGUGCCCGACAGCUGCUGCAAGACGGUGGUGGUGCGCUGCGGCCAGAGGGCUCACCCCUCCAACAUCUACAAGGUGGAGGGAGGCUGCAUCACCAAACUGGAACAGUUCCUGGCCAACCACCUGCUGCUCAUGGGGGCGGUGGGCAUCGGGGUGGCCUGCCUGCAGACCUGUGGGAUGGUCCUCACCUGCUGCUUGCACCGGAGGCUCCAGCUGCAUUUUCACUGAUGGCCAACCGUGUCCCCCUCCAAAUUGCCCCUCACAAGGACAGGGGCCCAAAUCCCAUCUGCCAGACCUGUGGAGUCAACAUCAGCUCACCUAGAAACCCCCAGAAAGUCCCCAUUCCCUGUGCCCACCCCCUUCAAACCCACCAAGUACCCAACACCAUGGCUCCUGCAGUUCCUGGGACCUCAGCAACUCCCUCCACUUCUGAGUGCUCGCUGCGAGAACCCCCUGAGGGGACUGACCCUGCCAGGGACAACAGACAAGAGGCUUCCAUGGACCACAGGGAGGUGAGAGAGACUUGGACUCUGCUCCCUCCCAGCUCCUGAAACUACAUCGAAGGGCUGCAAACCUCGACCCCACUUGACCCCGCAUUCAGGGUGACCCCACCAGAGCUAAGCAGCCCUCCUCUUCCCAGAGCUAAGCAGCCCUCCUCUUCCCUCUGCGCAGGCUUUGGGGGCUUUGCUCGAGCCUCCAGAAAUGCGUCAGGGUGGGGCAGUUAGUGUUCUCUCUGCCCCCAGAAGGCCCAGGCCUUUGAUCUGCCCACUGGCAAACACCUUCUCUAGGGAAAGGAGUAUCCUGAUGGCCUGGCUCCUUGCUGCAGGGACUGGGAGUGGAGGGAACUGAGGCAGGCAGCCAGGAGCCGGGUUUGGGCAGUGGUCGGCCUGGUGGAGCUGCAGGCAGGGAACAAGGUGGGGAGAGUUGGCUACACCAGCACAUGCUGCAUCGGAACUGGCCGCCUGGGGGCCUUCCCCAGGAGAGGACCCCAGGGAGACAGGGCCCCAAGCCCCAGCCUCCAGGAAUCUGCCCCUUAGGAAUCUCUCUCAUCUCUGGCCUGAUUCUCAGGAUUGUCAAGGUUUUAAACUUUUAACUCUUAAUGUUGGUGAAGACCAAAUUGCAGAGCCUGCAAAGCUGGAGCCACUGAGAAGGUGAAGCUCCAAGUAGAGGGGUGCUCUGCCCUGUCUGUUGUCCUGGGUCCACGCUCCCUGACCACGGGACCACCACCACGCAGCCUCCAGGGGCCUCGCUCUGCUCGCCAAAGUGAAGACAGUCCCUUCCUACGGUUCUGUCUCGUGUGUCUGAAUUGGGGAAUCUUCAGGAAGAACUUUGCCAGGUACUAAGAACAGAAAGCAAAUCCUAGAAAAUACAGAGUGUAGAUGCCGGCAGUUUUGCAAAGAAUAGGCGUCAACUUCUAAGACAGCUACAGAGACCCCUCCAAGAGGCUGUGACAAGUAGGAGGCGCAAACAGGAAAACCCCACACGUCUUCCACACUUUCCUACUGAGUCCUGCAGUUCAGGGUCCUGGAGACCCUCCUCCGUUCCUUUCAUUCCACCUGCAAGAGGUGGGCUCUUGUUAUGCUAAAACCAAGGCCAAGAAAGGCCACCCUUGCCUCCCCACUGGGUCCAGUCCCCAGUCUGAUGAGCUCAGCUCUGGCUGAGUUGGGUCAGUCCUGGGUGAAGGGUAUUAUCUCUCCCAUACACGGUCACUGCUGUCCCCAGCACAGCCCUCAACUGUGCAGAAACUGCACACGCUCAGAACAGAGGCGGCCUCCCCCACAAAGGGAGGACCAGCUUCCCAGGGCACAUUGCCUCCCUGCCUUGGAGACUCUCCAGGGGCUGGUGGGGACCCUGGCUGGCUGAGCUCUCCCACCUGGAGGUCCUUGGGGUGGCUGAUACAAAUUCAUUAGGAGGGAGACCAGCUUUCCUAAAAAUCCCAGAUUCUUCCAAGGACAAAAGAAACAGUGGUGUGGUCCUCCAAGGGAAGUUGCUGCCUUCCAGCUUCCCGGGAUUCAUGCAGAUAAAUAAAAAGUGACGGUGACUCCCAAGCUCUUUGCAGGGCCAGGAGUCAGACCCACAAAUCUCACCAAGUGAGAGAAAGAGAGAGCCGUGCUCUCUUGCUGCCAGUGGGAGGGAGCUGCUGUGGCCUGUUACAUGUCUGCCCCUAGUGGGGUCCCUUCAUUCUUUACUGAGGCCACCCAGCCUGUGGAGAUGGGGAUAGGGGUGCUGGGUGGGCAUCACUUGCACAACUUUGUCACUGGGGAAGACCCAGGGGAGCCCGACAUCCUGCCCAACUUCCUGUCACACUAGGCAGCCUGGCAGAGGGCAGGAUGAGCUGUGACUCCUGGGCUGGGCAUCAUCUUGUCCAGAGAGUUACCAAGGAUGCUGGCUGGUCCAAGCUGCAGAGGGAGAGAA
Molecule: messenger RNA, 2829 nt
Organism: Miniopterus natalensis
Lineage: Eukaryota; Metazoa; Chordata; Mammalia; Chiroptera; Miniopteridae
Source: RefSeq, a predicted model, not a curated record